UUUCCUGCUCUUUGUGCGUGUGUGUGAAAAGGAGGGAGGGGGAGAGAGAGGGAGCCUGUCUGCCUAGGACUGUGUGUGUGUGUGUGUGUGUGUGACACGAACAGAUCCGAGGAGGAGGAGGAGGCCGAGGCUGUGGCGGCGAAGGUGGAGACUGCCGAGUGGUGGCAGCAGCGGCGCCUCAGCAUCUCUGCCUCCUCCGUUGCCCGCCGCUCGCUGCUGCAUCCCGCGCAGAGCCCAGCCGCAGAGGCCGGCAGCAUCCUCGCUUCCAAGGCCAGUUGUGAGUCUGAAAGCUUGGAGCCAUGACGACUCACGUAACACUGGAGGAUGCUCUGUCCAAUGUGGACCUGCUGGAGGAGCUGCCAUUACCUGAUCAGCAGCCAUGCAUCGAGCCACCUCCAUCGUCUAUCAUGUACCAGGCCAACUUUGACACCAAUUUUGAAGACAGAAAUGCCUUUGUAACUGGCAUUGCUAGGUAUAUUGAACAAGCUACAGUGCACUCAAGCAUGAAUGAAAUGCUGGAGGAAGGGCAUGAAUAUGCAGUGAUGCUUUACACCUGGAGGAGCUGUUCCAGGGCCAUUCCCCAGGUAAAGUGCAAUGAACAGCCAAAUCGGGUUGAGAUUUACGAAAAGACUGUGGAAGUCUUGGAGCCAGAAGUUACAAAGCUCAUGAAGUUCAUGUAUUUUCAGAGAAAGGCCAUUGAGCGAUUCUGCAGCGAGGUAAAACGUUUGUGUCAUGCAGAGAGAAGGAAAGACUUUGUUUCUGAAGCGUAUCUACUGACAUUGGGAAAGUUUAUCAACAUGUUUGCUGUCCUGGAUGAAUUGAAAAAUAUGAAGUGCAGUGUCAAAAACGACCACUCUGCCUACAAAAGAGCAGCCCAGUUUUUGAGGAAAAUGGCUGAUCCCCAGUCUAUUCAGGAAUCGCAGAACCUUUCCAUGUUCCUAGCAAAUCAUAACAGGAUCACACAGUGCCUGCAUCAGCAGCUAGAAGUCAUUCCAGGUUAUGAGGAGUUGUUGGCUGAUAUUGUGAACAUCUGUGUGGAUUACUACGAAAACAAGAUGUACUUGACGCCCAGUGAGAAGCAUAUGCUCCUAAAGGUGAUGGGCUUUGGUCUCUAUCUCAUGGACGGAAAUGUCAGUAACAUUUACAAACUAGAUGCCAAGAAGAGAAUCAACCUCAGUAAAAUUGACAAGUUUUUCAAGCAGCUGCAGGUGGUUCCUUUAUUCGGCGAUAUGCAGAUAGAGCUGGCCAGAUACAUUAAGACCAGUGCUCACUAUGAGGAGAACAAAUCCAAGUGGACAUGCACUCAGAGCAGCAUCAGUCCCCAGUACAAUAUCUGCGAGCAGAUGGUUCAGAUCCGAGAUGACCAUAUCCGCUUCAUCUCCGAACUUGCUCGCUACAGCAACAGUGAGGUUGUGACUGGCUCAGGAUUGGACAGCCAGAAGUCAGAUGAGGAAUACAGGGAGCUUUUUGACUUGGCUUUACGGGGACUGCAGCUUCUGUCCAAGUGGAGUGCACAUGUUAUGGAAGUGUAUUCUUGGAAGCUGGUCCAUCCUACUGAUAAGUUUUGUAACAAAGAUUGCCCAGGCACCGCUGAGGAGUACGAAAGAGCCACACGGUACAAUUACACCAGUGAGGAGAAGUUUGCGUUUGUGGAGGUGAUUGCUAUGAUAAAAGGUCUGCAGGUGCUCAUGGGCCGCAUGGAGAGUGUUUUCAACCAAGCCAUCAGGAACACAAUCUAUGCAGCUCUGCAGGAUUUUGCUCAAGUGACACUGAGAGAGCCACUAAGGCAAGCUGUCAGGAAGAAGAAGAAUGUCCUAAUCAGUGUCCUCCAGGCAAUUAGAAAGACAAUCUGUGAUUGGGAGGGAGGGCGUGAGCCUCCAAAUGACCCCUGUCUGAGAGGUGAGAAGGACCCCAAAGGCGGUUUCGAUAUCAAGGUCCCACGCCGAGCUGUAGGGCCUUCUAGCACACAGCUUUAUAUGGUGAGAACCAUGCUGGAAUCGCUCAUUGCAGACAAAAGUGGCUCAAAGAAGACUCUCAGGAGCAGCCUGGAUGGACCAAUAGUUCUGGCCAUUGAAGAGUUCCACAAACAGUCCUUCUUCUUCACUCAUCUUCUCAACAUUAGUGAGGCCCUCCAACAAUGCUGUGACCUAUCCCAGCUUUGGUUCCGGGAAUUUUUUCUGGAGUUGACCAUGGGCCGCCGGAUUCAGUUCCCUAUUGAGAUGUCUAUGCCUUGGAUUCUAACAGAUCACAUCCUGGAAACCAAAGAACCUUCUAUGAUGGAGUAUGUGCUGUAUCCAUUGGACCUCUACAACGACAGCGCUUAUUAUGCUUUGACCAAGUUUAAAAAGCAGUUUCUCUAUGAUGAAAUUGAAGCAGAAGUCAACUUGUGUUUUGAUCAAUUUGUUUACAAAUUGGCAGACCAGAUCUUUGCUUACUAUAAAGCAAUGGCUGGCAGUGUGUUAUUGGAUAAACGAUUCCGGGCUGAAUGUAAGAAUUAUGGAGUGAUUAUACCUUACCCGCCAUCCAACCGCUAUGAAACGUUGCUCAAACAGAGACAUGUCCAGCUGCUGGGCCGAUCCAUCGACCUAAAUAGACUCAUCACUCAGCGUAUCUCAGCCGCAAUGUACAAAUCACUAGACCAGGCCAUUAGUCGCUUUGAAAGUGAGGAUCUGACAUCCAUUGUGGAGCUUGAGUGGCUUUUGGAGAUAAACCGUCUGACGCACAGACUGCUGUGCAAGCACAUGACCCUGGACAGUUUCGAUGCCAUGUUCCGAGAGGCCAAUCACAAUGUCUCGGCUCCUUAUGGUCGCAUCACCCUGCAUGUCUUCUGGGAGCUGAACUUUGACUUUUUACCUAAUUACUGCUACAAUGGGUCUACUAACAGAUUUGUACGGACAGCCAUUCCAUUUACCCAAGAACCCCAGAGAGAUAAACCAGCCAACGUCCAGCCGUACUAUCUUUAUGGAUCUAAGCCACUCAACAUUGCCUAUAGCCACAUCUAUAGCUCCUACCGGAACUUUGUGGGUCCUCCUCAUUUCAAGACAAUCUGCCGGCUCCUUGGGUACCAAGGGAUUGCUGUGGUGAUGGAAGAAUUGCUGAAGAUCGUCAAGAGCCUGUUGCAAGGGACCAUCCUUCAGUAUGUGAAAACCUUGAUAGAGGUGAUGCCAAAGAUCUGCCGCCUGCCAAGGCAUGAGUAUGGAUCUCCAGGAAUCCUGGAGUUUUUCCAUCACCAGCUGAAGGACAUAAUUGAGUAUGCAGAGCUCAAGACUGAUGUGUUCCAGAGUCUGAGAGAAGUGGGUAAUGCCAUUCUUUUCUGCCUUCUCAUAGAGCAGGCCUUGUCCCAGGAAGAAGUGUGUGAUUUGCUGCAUGCUGCUCCCUUCCAAAAUAUUUUGCCCAGGGUCUACAUCAAAGAAGGAGAACGCUUGGAGGUACGCAUGAAGCGUCUCGAAGCCAAAUAUGCCCCACUUCACCUGGUUCCCUUAAUAGAGAGGCUGGGAACACCGCAGCAAAUAGCCAUAGCCCGUGAAGGAGACUUGCUGACCAAGGAGAGGUUGUGUUGUGGCCUGUCCAUGUUUGAGGUUAUCCUGACUCGCAUUCGGAGCUACCUCCAGGACCCCAUCUGGCGUGGGCCUCCCCCUACCAAUGGCGUCAUGCAUGUUGACGAGUGCGUUGAGUUCCACCGGCUCUGGAGUGCCAUGCAGUUUGUGUACUGCAUUCCCGUGGGGACGAAUGAAUUCACUGCUGAGCAAUGUUUUGGAGAUGGGCUGAACUGGGCUGGCUGCUCAGUCAUAGUCCUCCUGGGACAGCAGCGUCGCUUUGAUCUCUUUGACUUCUGUUACCACCUGUUAAAAGUACAGAGGCAGGAUGGGAAAGACGAAAUCAUAAAGAAUGUGCCUCUUAAAAAAAUGGCUGACAGGAUCAGGAAGUACCAGAUUCUGAACAAUGAGAUUUUUGCCAUCCUGAACAAGUACAUGAAGUCAGUGGAAACAGACAGUUCUACAGUCGAGCAUGUGCGCUGCUUCCAGCCCCCCAUCCACCAGUCCUUGGCCACCACCUGUUAAAUAGUCUGUGCUGGAAAUGAAAUGUGAGCAUUUGUGUCUCUGCAUCUGAAGUCAGUGAGGAAGGAGCGACUGGAUCUCAGAGGCCUGGAAGGGAAAACCCUGAGAACACAGAUCUGUCAACAGUGCAGACUUGGAUGGACCCAGUAUACAAAGAAGCAUUUUCCUAGAAGGCCUGUUUUGAAUGCAUGUUCUUCUAUAGUAUCUUUCUGGUUGGUUUUACCCAUAGCUUUGAAAAUGUGGUGAGAUGGAGCAAAAUGUGGUUUUUUCUCCUGUGGUAUCGUCAGCUUUUGUGAUGACCAAGAAUAACCCAAUCAAGCACAAAACUCUAUGGCCCUUAAAAGAGUUGUUGUUUUUUGGGGGGGUUACAGUUGAAGCAGUCAUCGCUUCAUUGUGUUGCAAGUCUUCCGCUUGAUGCACCAUGAGACUGAAAAGCCUUCCUGCUUGAUGGGAAACAACAGCUUAAAUGUUUAAAACAUUCAGAAAUGCUAAGUUGUUUCUGCAAUAGAUGAUAAAGAGCUGUGUGAUUUACGCAAGCAAAAAAAAAAAUCAAAAAAAUCAGGUUCUUUUAGAGAUGGAAUAUUGACUAUCAUUCUCCACCUAGAAUUAGAGGAUUUUUUGUCAUUGCCUUGUUGUCCUCUGCCCUUCUAGAAUUGUUUCGGGUGCAAUCUUGUGCACAAUUAGCUGGAAACAAGCCACAUGUAUAGGGCAGUGCUAUUAACCUUUCUAAGUUUCAUGAUGCAUCUUUUCUUAAGCAGUGGAGCACUGACAAAAGAGUCUUCUCAUAUUUUGAAUUGAUUAUCACUGCUAUGGUGGCCCUGUAUAAUACCUUCCCCUUAACCAAGUACUGUUGGCAGUAGUUUUACCUGAGCGUCUAGGAUUUUACACAGCCAGGAGAAGAGGCACUGAUUGUCAUGACCCAGACUCUUGAUAAAGUUGCCGGGUCAAGGAACUAGUAAGUUCUUUGAGAAAUGCGUUUGAUGCAUUCUUUGGGAUAUAGUCAAUAGAAUAAUGAGAUCAGUACACUUCCCCAUUCUGGAAAAAUAUAUGACAUUUGGUAAUCGGUUCAAACUUAGGUAUCCAAACUUUGGAAACAAUGCUAAAAAAUAGAUUUGGCAUGACUUCAGGACGUUUAGAGACAAACAAAAGGCAGCAGCUUAUAUAUCAUUAAUAUGUGUGGUUCCAAAGGCAUGCAGAAUUUCAACAAAAGUUAAAAAUUGCCCUGUCAUAACCCUGUAGAACAAAGAGGUAAGCAUAGGAAUUUCUGUGUGAACGAUUCACAGAAUUGGAGAUCCAGGCGGGGCUCAAAAGGUCAUGCUUCUGCAGUUCCCUACACCAAAGGAGACCUCCUGUCACCAGUGUACCCUAGAGCUCAGAUGAGAGUGUACUACCUGUAGAAGGUAGAAACAAGAAAGGGAUGUGUAUGGGAGGAGAAAGCCUGGAGAGAAAAUACCAGAGACAAUGCAAAGAAGCCAUGCGACAAUGCUACAGAGAAGUCUCUCCAAACUAAUGAGAAAGUUUAGAACAAGUCUACUGAGACAGGUACCAAAGUUUAGGGCUGUAUAAUAGCGUGAAAUGAAAAUAAAUUCUAUAAGAUAUUGAGAGAAGAAUUAGUUUCUGCUAGGCUAUCAUAAGGCACUUGAGUUAUUUACCAUGCAAGUUUCCUGUCUCCCAGUUGCCUACCGUGACUAUUUAAGGGUUUCAGAAUUGCAAGCCUUUAAUAUUUAGGUACUUUAGAUUGAAUUUCCUAGAAGGAAAAGGCAGCAUUUUAUCUCCCUUCUGAUUUGCGCUACAGAUUUCAGAAUAAAGCAUUAAGGAAAUAUUUAAAAUGCAGUCUAUUGGACAAAGGGCACACAAUGCACCAGAAAGUUCUCCUAUACAAGCCACAAAACAAUGAAAGGGAGACGUGCAGGAGCAUAACCAUGUUCACUUCACUGGGGCUUGCUCAGGAAAACAUCCUGGUAGAUUGUUGAAGGAAUGUAUAUGUUGGUUUGUUGCCCUAAUUUUUACCCUGUCAGGCUCCAUCACUGUCAGGGCAGAUGUCAGAACAUCCAGCAUUUAUCCUAGACUCCAGACAUUUAGUUCUUUAGUCUAACUUUUGCCAAGAGAAAUCGCCACUUUUUAAAAAAGUGUUGGUUUUUAAAAAACAACAACAACCAGGUGUUUUAAGUCUGUGUUUUUCCUCCUUUGUCUCACCAUAAAGCUGAUACAGUACUUAAUUGCUGGUGUUUGGUUCAUUGUCACAGCAUGAUGACAAAUCUUACGAAGCCAGAGACUCAGCAUUUUUUUUCUCCUUGCGGGCGCAUGAAGUAGAAACCUCUUAAUUGUCUGUGUCAGGCACAGGAAGAACAUUCUGUUUCAAGGGACAGCAACGACAUGGAAUUAUUACCAUGAAGUAUGUUUCCUUUGGCAGAUACCUUUAUUUCCUUAAAGGCUCUCUUUCCAAAGUAACUAUUAAAUAUCCCUCCACAGAAUCUGGGGAGCAUGUUUGCAGCAUUUCAAACUGCAAGAUACAUCUUGCAAUGUGGAAUUAAGG
Podarcis raffonei (Aeolian wall lizard) is the source of this 6594-nucleotide messenger RNA. It is a transcript of the gene CYFIP2, whose product is annotated as cytoplasmic FMR1 interacting protein 2. The record is from RefSeq and is a predicted model, not a curated record. Bases 300 to 4061 code for a protein of 1253 amino acids. Gene Ontology annotation, molecular function: small GTPase binding. Gene Ontology annotation, cellular component: neuron projection; synapse. The transcript has 31 exons. NCBI's taxonomy places the organism in Eukaryota, Metazoa, Chordata, Lepidosauria, Squamata, Lacertidae. Gene Ontology annotation, biological process: axon guidance; apoptotic process; cell projection assembly.